AUGCACCGGGAGCUCAUUCGGUGCAACCCUUCUUGGCGCGGCAACCCGCGUUACGAUACAGUCCUCAUUGGUGUUGACGCGGAUGAGCCCGGCAUGAAUGGGAUGGCUGUCAGUCGGGUCAUGGGGCUGAUGGCGGUCACAUACAGUGGUAUACGCUAUCCGUGCGCACUGAUUGAUUGGUUCGACGUCUUAGAGGAUCCAAGCGAUGUGAUUGGCAUGUACGUUGUUCAGCCCGAGCUCGAUGAUGAUGAACAGCAGGUAUUGUCUAUUGUACAUUUAGAUAGUCUAUUUCGUGCUGUUCACCUGAUGCCACUGUAUGGAGAUGCUUCGAUACCAGUCGACUUUCAUUUCUUGUAUAGCCUAGAUGCAUUUGAAUCAUUCUAUGUAAAUAAGUACAGUGACUACCAUUCACACGAAACUAUAUUUUAG
This is a messenger RNA of Fomitopsis serialis, 429 nucleotides long. RefSeq lists its product as uncharacterized. The record is from RefSeq and is a predicted model, not a curated record. Bases 1 to 429 code for a protein of 142 amino acids. The transcript has a single exon. NCBI's taxonomy places the organism in Eukaryota, Fungi, Basidiomycota, Agaricomycetes, Polyporales, Fomitopsidaceae.